UAGAUAUAUGCGUUGUUAUUACCGCUUUCGAAUAAUUAAGUUAGUGUAAGUGAAGGAAUGAUAAAGACUGCUAGUCUGACUCAGUUAAAUAAACACAUGGUGACAAUGGACAAGUCCAUACUAUAUAUUGUAGUUUCAACUUUCAUAUUAUGUGUAACAGGAGUGCCACAUUUUGAUACAACCAGCGCGAAUGUUAACAUAAUAGCGAUUGACGAUAGCCGCAUCGAAUACAAGGUCACAAAUAAUAAUUUGGUAAAAGUGGAUUUGUUCUACGAGAGCCUCUGCCCGGAUUGCAUAGCAGAUUAUCCGCAGUUUCCUCCAGUCGUAAAGAAACUCCACAAUUAUAUAAAUCUUCAAACAUACCCGUAUGGAAACGCUAAGAUGUACGAAGACAACGGUAAAACAAUAGUGAAAUGCCAGCACGGUGAGAGGGAAUGUUACGGCAACAAACUGCACGCAUGCGCCAUCGACCAGCUGAAAGAUGUUCAGAAGUAUGUGGACUUCAACGCCUGUAUGAUGGCUAAGCGUUCUGACGACGAUGCUGCGGAUGAGUGUGGUGAAUUGUACAAAGUCGACGCAAACGCUAUCAAGACAUGCGCUAAAGGUGCUAGGGGUCACGAAUUACUAGUGUAUUACGGAAGAGAGUCGGAGAAAAUAAAUUAUAACUACGUCCCGUAUGUAUUGGUUGAUGGCCAAGUUAAAGACGACGACAAACCGCUGUUGGACGCUGUGUGUGAAUCAAUACACCCACCCCCUAAAGAAUGCGAUGAAUGAUUAGUAUAUAAGCAUUUUGUACUUGAAAAAAUAAACUUUAUCAAAUAAUUUGUA
Pectinophora gossypiella (pink bollworm) is the source of this 828-nucleotide messenger RNA. Its product is annotated as GILT-like protein 2. The transcript is spliced from 5 exons. The coding region runs from base 58 to 774 and encodes 238 amino acids. Gene Ontology annotation, molecular function: oxidoreductase activity, acting on a sulfur group of donors, disulfide as acceptor. The record is from RefSeq and is a predicted model, not a curated record. NCBI's taxonomy places the organism in Eukaryota, Metazoa, Arthropoda, Insecta, Lepidoptera, Gelechiidae.